UCGUCUGCGCAUGUUCAGGAAUCUGGACAGGAAGAUAAGUUCAUGAACAGUGGUUUAUGUGCCAAAAUUCAUGUUGGAAACCCCUGGAAUACUCUUUCAUUAAUAGAAGGGAUAUAGUAAAACAGAAAUGAUGCCAUAAGCGAAGCCAGCACCCUUUUUUCAGUGAGUGCUGUUUCCUGAACCCAGUUUUAUACACCGGCCUGACACAAUCAUCGUUGUGGCUCACUAAGGCAUCAAACUGGCGGACCAGCUGGACCGCGGGACGUCCUCGUCGCCCGACAACUCCCGCAUGGCGGUUUGUCGGGUGCCGACCCCUCCACCACCAGAAGUGUCAUGUCCUGUUGCAGAAAACUGGUGCUACACACAAGUAAAAGUGAUCAAAUUUUCCUAUAUAUGGACCAUCAACAACUUCAGCUUUUGUAGAGAAGAAAUGGGAGAGGUCCUCAAAAGUUCCACUUUCUCAGCAGGGGCCAAUGAUAAACUGAAAUGGUGUUUACGUGUGAAUCCAAAGGGUCUGGAUGAAGAGAGUAAAGAAUACCUCUCACUUUACUUAUUAUUAGUCUCUUGCAACAAAAGUGAAGUUCGAGCAAAGUUCAAAUUUUCAAUACUGAAUGCAAAAAGAGAAGAAACAAAAGCUAUGGAAAGCCAAAGAGCAUACCGUUUUGUCCAAGGGAAAGACUGGGGAUUUAAAAAGUUCAUCCGUCGAGAUUUUCUAAUGGAUGAAGCCAAUGGUCUUUUACCGGACGACAAGUUAACAAUAUUUUGUGAAGUGAGUGUCGUGGGUGACACAGUGAAUGUAUCAGGACAGUCCAACUGUACACCAGUGAAAGUACCAGAGUGUCGACUCAGUGACGACUUAGGGGCAUUGUUUGAAAGGUCAUCAUCAAGUGAUGUCACACUUUGUGUUGCGGGGAGGGAAUUCCUUGCUCACAAAGCAAUACUCGCAGCGAGGUCACCAGUAUUUAGUGCAAUGUUCGAACAUGAAAUGGAAGAAAGAAAACAGAACCGGGUAGACAUUACUGACGUGGACCAUGAAGUGAUGAGGGAGAUGCUGAGAUUUAUAUACACAGGCAAAGCUCCAAACCUUGACAAAAUGGCAGAUGAUCUUCUAGCAGCAGCUGACAAGUAUGCUCUUGAGAGGUUAAAAGUGAUGUGUGAAGAGGCCCUGUGUUCAAACUUAACAAUAGAAAAUGUCUGUGAGAUUCUGGUGUUAGCUGAUCUGCAUAGUGCAGACCAACUCAAGACACAUGCAAUAGAUUUUGUAAAUAGCCAUGCAACUGAUGUGAUGGAAACUCAAGGAUGGAAAGCCAUGAUCUCAACCCACCCGCACUUAAUUGCCGAAGCUUUCCGUGCUCUGGCAAGCCAGCAGAGCCCACCCCUGGGGCCACCUCGCAAACGAGUCAAACAGUCAUAGGGUUUGGAUGGCAGACAUGUUCUUGUGUCCAUUAUCAUUCAGUCUCACUUUCAUUUCAAAUUGUUCAUGUUAUCCACAGUUUCAUUCAUUUCUCAUCCCCUCUUUGUUUGACAGUAUCAUUUGGAUGUGACUGAGUAGAAGUGUCUGAAGACAUGUUGAACAGAUUACAAUGCCUAAUGACUGGCAGGAAUGAACUUGUUGCAUACCGUGUCUGAUGAGGAUGUUGUUGUAAACUGAAUAGUUUUGAAGAGAGUUAAUGCAAUUAGAACAGUGAAUCAAUGUUUUGAAGAGUUAGGAGACCUAUGCAUAAAGUGGCAUGGCACAUAUAUAUAUAUAUAUAUAUAUAUACACAUACUGUUUUUGCAAUGAUUUUUCAUAUUAUUCACAGAAAGUGAAUGUCCCACAGUGGUAGAUGUUAACGUUCCAAAAUUUUGUCAUUCUUAAUAGUUCUGUCCAUUGGUUCACGAUUCAUCAUUUGGUGCCAACUUUUAUGUCUAGAUCUAUCUAUCAGCUGAUGUAAUUUGUCAAUCAAAAAGGUGUCAAUUGAGAAAUAAUGAUACUAGUGGGUUAACCAUUUUGCCAUUUCCAUACAUCUCUUGAAGUUUCAGCAAAAGACAUACUCAAAUGUGUAGACUGAUGAUGUCCCUUAUUUCAAUACAGUUAUGCACGGAAAGGAACUCUUGAAUUGAUUUUCAAUGGACGUCUUGUCUCAAUUUAGACAGUUGUGUUUGAAACAAAAGUUACCUCCCUUAUGUAAGCUCCCAAAAUUGUAAUGUAUGGACUUCAGUAACUGUUCUUUUCUUUCAUGAGGUGGAAUCUAUUUGUAUUAUUUUAUUAUGUUUGUAGUUCCAACUUUUUGUAACCGGAUUUGUUUUAAUAAGGUUCAUAUGAUUAUCCACCGUAAUGGCUAAAAUUGAAAUAUCUUUGUUCCUUUGGUCUCUUUUAUUCCAUGCAGCUUGAGUAUACCUCUUGUUGAACAGUUAGUUUUUAGUUUGGAGAACCAUCUAAGCUCCAUGUGGAGAAAAUUAAUCUUUGGACAGUAUUAAAUUCAAUUAGAAUGAGAGACAGCUGAUUUAGAAAAUAAGAGUAUGAUGCGGAAAUGUUAGUGUGCACUGUUUUUAUUAGAUGAAGUUCAUCUACAUAGAAACCAGACUGUAAAUCUGUGGGUAAAUAUUUCCAUUUUGAAGUCCAUAGAUUACAUGUCGGGGAAUACUCCAAGAAAUAUUUCAAGAGGUUUUGUUAUAACAGAUUACUUGGAAUUUUGAAAAUACUUGUUACACAUGGAUAUGUCCAGAAAAUAUGAAGCUGAAAUCAUUCAUGUAAAAAUACUGUCUACAUGCUAUUGUUUUAGGAUUUGUGGAAGUUUUGAGAAUUGCAGGGAAUUAUCCAUUGGAAAAUCCCAGGUAAUCUCCCUUGUAUUUGUAAGAACAAUUUCUGCCUCCCAUCCCUUGGGUAGCCUUAUGAAGGCUGCUGCCCUAUAUAUCGCCCUGUUGAAAAUAUGUGUUAUAUUGUCUAUUUAUUUUCAUUGUACAUUGUAAGUGUUGGGUAACUUUCAUACUCUGUAGAUGGCCUCUUGUGCUAUUACGAUAUUGGGAUGGAUUUCUGCAAUGGAAUCUAUGUAGAAAUUUGAAUACAUAUGCCAUGGCUUUGUGAAUUUGCGAGACAUGUUCUGUGGUUUGUACAGAUUGGUAACUCAUUGCUAGAGUUUAGAAGGGUGACUUGGUAAUGUGAAUGUGAAAAUGGAUGGUCUUCUUACAAUAUUUUAUUAUAUAUGACAUUACACAAACUGCUGUAAUAAUCAUUGUUGAAAUUCACAUAGUGUACUGGAAGUCAUCUGUAUCACUCAUUGUGGAAUGUUAUCUUCAGUAAGUUACGAAGAUUACCUUCGUUGUAAAUUCCUUUUAGGUUGGUGGGGUAGCCUAGUGGUUGAAGUGUUCAUUUGUCAAAUCGAAGGCCGGGGUUUAUUUCCAACGUUAGUUUAGUGUGUGAAGCCCAUCUCUGGUGUCCACCGCUGUGAUGUUGCUAACAGCAGCAUACAACCAUGCUAAACCUGAGAACAUGCUUGUAAGUAAAUCUUCAUUAUUACUUGCUUACCCAACCAGGAGUAAAUGUUUUCCUGACCAGGAAUAAUGUUUACCCAACCAGGAGAAAAUAUUUUCCUGACCAGGAAGAAAUGUUUACCCGACCAGGAAGAAAUGUUUACCCGACCAGGAAGAAAUGUUUACCCAACCAGGAAGAAAUGUUUAUCCUACCAGGAAGAAAUGUUUAUCCUACCAGGAAAAAAUGUUUUCCCAAUCAGGAGUAAAUGUUUACCCAACCAGGAAGUAAUGUUUACCCGACCAGAUGUAAAUGUUUACCUGACCAA
Molecule: messenger RNA, 3779 nt
Organism: Haliotis rufescens (red abalone)
Lineage: Eukaryota; Metazoa; Mollusca; Gastropoda; Lepetellida; Haliotidae
Product: speckle-type POZ protein-like
Exons: 10
Coding region: 290-1414 (374 amino acids)
Biological process (GO): proteasome-mediated ubiquitin-dependent protein catabolic process; regulation of proteolysis
Cellular component (GO): nucleus; cytoplasm
Molecular function (GO): ubiquitin protein ligase binding
Source: RefSeq, a predicted model, not a curated record